Pteronotus mesoamericanus is the source of this 3601-nucleotide messenger RNA. It is a transcript of the gene CBLN3, whose product is annotated as cerebellin 3 precursor. The coding region runs from base 424 to 1056 and encodes 210 amino acids. The transcript has 3 exons. Gene Ontology annotation, biological process: maintenance of synapse structure. The record is from RefSeq and is a predicted model, not a curated record. Gene Ontology annotation, cellular component: synaptic cleft; glutamatergic synapse. Lineage: Eukaryota; Metazoa; Chordata; Mammalia; Chiroptera; Mormoopidae. Gene Ontology annotation, molecular function: protein binding.
GGAACGAGGAGGACGAAGGGCUGUAGGAUCUCUCUUGCACUGAAGCGCACUCAGGCACGUGCAAUCUCUGUGGUCCCAGUUCCAGCCUUCAGUUCUCUCCCGAGGGGCUGUCCUGGGAUUCGGGCUGUAGCCCUCCUAUCUGGCUGCUUCCUCUCUGCUCUCCCUCCCAGAGCCCAACUGCUGUCAUUCUGUGCCCUGCCAAGGAGGAGGGAACUGCAGUGACAGCAGGAGUGAGAAGCAGGACAGAGUUGUGGUGCACAGAGAGGUAUGAAGAGGGAGAUGCUGAGACCAGGUGAGAGUGAGACAAAGAUAGAACGCUGAGGAGCAGGGUGAGGAGAGUUGAGAGUCGGGGGAGAGCAGAAACUGAAAGAAACAGAAAGGGGGACAAGAAGACAGGAAGACUUGUGAGUCAGCCACUCAGCCAUGCUGGGAGCAAAGCAACACUGGCGACCAGGUCUCUGGCUACCAGGUCUCACACUCAACUCCAGGUUGCCCUUGGCCCUGGUGAUUCUGGCCCUGGGGACCGGAUGGGCCCAGGAGGGAACAGAGCCUGUCCUCCUGGAGGGCGAGUGCCUGGUGGUCUGUGAGCCUGGCAGAGCUGCUGCAGGGGGGCCUGGGGGAGCAGCUCUGGGAGAAGCACCCCCCGGAAGAGUGGCAUUCGCUGCAGUCCGAAGCCACCACCAUGAGCCAGCAGGGGAGAUCGGCAAUGGCACCAAUGGGGCCAUCUACUUUGACCAGGUCUUGGUGAAUGAGGGCGGUGGCUUUGAUCGGGCCUCAGGCUCCUUCGUGGCCCCUGUCCGGGGUGUCUACAGCUUCCGGUUCCACGUGGUGAAGGUGUACAACCGCCAAACUGUCCAGGUGAGCUUGAUGCUGAACACAUGGCCUGUCAUCUCAGCCUUUGCCAACGACCCUGACGUGACCCGGGAGGCAGCAACCAGCUCUGUGCUACUGCCCCUGGACCCUGGGGACCGGGUGUCUCUGCGCCUACGUCGGGGGAACCUCCUGGGUGGCUGGAAAUAUUCAAGCUUCUCUGGCUUCCUCAUCUUUCCGCUCUGAGGGCUCAUGCCUUUCAAGGACAGGAAUCUAGCUGCUGACCUCUGGUCUCUGCCCUCUCCCCUCUCCUGCCCCAAAAGCAACAUAUCUGAGGUCAGAAAGAGGUUCCCUCUGGCUGUUUAUAUUUCACCUUCUUGCAUGGAACCCUGUGCCAAACACCCAAGGUGAUGAGCAGCGCUAUGGUGCCUCAGGCCCGUCCUAACCCCUCCCCCUUCCCAAAAGCUGUCACGGUCUCUCACAGUCUCUCUUUGUCUGCAGCCCUAGGAAGAGGGCAGGAUUUGGCACGUAAAGAGUCCUGCCAUACUUUGCAGACUUUGCUCUUCCUUCUCCCACCCCACCCCCAGCUUCUAGCUCAGUGCUACUCGGAACAGGUGGACAGGUCAGCCGGACAGGCCCCCCACCAGGGCCCAGAUGGACCAGGCUCAGCAUACCCUGCAGGCUCCUUCCUGUGAGGAGUGCCAGCAUCACGGAUCUCAGCCAGCACAGUCAGGAGCUCAGCCAGCUCCAUAUGGACUAGGGCAGGAGGCUCAGCCAGCAGUAGAAGUGUAGGGAGGGCCACUGAGCAGCCCAGGGUCUAUGGCUGGUAGGCCCAGAGGGGGACAUGUGACCAGCCUGAACAAGGCACAUGUUUUUCAUAUAUAUUGGAGCAACCAGCAGGCAGUGAACCUGGGUGUUCAUCCAUAACAAGUCCCAAAUGGACUCUGACUCUUACUUCUCCACCUGAGACAUGGGGAGUGUGUUUGUACCAGCUGAAAGCAGGUGUACAGCACUUCCUUGGGCAGCUGUAAGUAAAAGGUCACAUGUGGGCAAGCGUAGAUCUCCAGGCAUGGAGCACAUCAGUGACCAUAGCCACCUUCUAAAAGGGUCCCUCCGUUGUAGUCUGAUCUUCCGUCAUUCCAUGCUCUGACCACCACGUCCUUCCUCCAGUUGUCUGUUAUCUUCACUGAACCUUUUCUAGACUACCCCACAAUGUCUCUUCUUUCUCCAGAUCUUUACUGUCUUAAACUUUCUAUUACCUUGAAUUCAAUAAUUCAUCCUUUUGACCAAUCUCCUGCCAAUAUUUUAAACUCUCUUAUUUCCCUAUCCCAUUGGCCCAGCAUGGAUGACUCCGUCAAUAAAGCAACUAGAGAACUAUGGUUGAUGAGACAUUAUAAGGUCACUAAAGAUAGGAGGUGCCAUUACAAUUUGGGUCAGGAUAUAACCAGGUAUGUUGUAGAGACUAUAAACCUAUACGUUAGAGUCAAAUAAGAAAGGAUUUAGUAAUGCUUGAGUUAAAUAGGAAAUACCAAUGUGAAUUUGUGGUUUUCAAAAGAAAUAAUUUUUCAAACUAUAUCACUAAAGUAGCAUAGAAACAACAUUAGGAAAAAUUCUGAUAUGCAUUCUUAGCACCUGGAUCUUUGCCUCAAACAUUAUUCACCUUUAAAAGGACUCAGGGUUCCUUGGUGAAUGGCUCUGUAUCGUAAAUAAUUCUAGGCCUGGAACAUGUUGUAGAUGACAGUAAGCAAAGAUACAUUUUUAAAUGUAUAGUACAAAGCUGAGAAGGCAAAGAAACCAAUUUUAAGAGGCGCCCAUCUGACAUUCUGUGACAAUUUGACAAUCAAAAGGAAAAUAAUGUAGUUAAUUGGAACAAGGUGACUUUUUAAAAUUUAUGACUCUAGUGAUAUUCCAAAAGGAAAAAAGUCACUAUGAAGCAUGCAAAAAGACAGUUAAUGUACUGAGUGAAGAAGAAUGAAUAUAUUGGAUAUUUUUAGUUAAUUUUGAUAAACAGAAGAGUAUAAAUAUAGUAGGUAUUUUAACUAUUCAUAAGGUACAUUUACUUUUCUUUAUCUGUAUAAGUAGGGAGGGGUGGAUAUAGAGAGCUGUGAGUAAUUCCAGAAAAAUGUUGGAACUGUACCAAGAAUGAAAGAGACUGAUUGGCACCAUCUGGUCAUAUAUUACAACUAGGAAGAAAGAAAGCCCAACAGAUAACUGCUCACUGCUCAAACUUGAUCCUUUAUCUCUUGGGAAAAGGAGGCUCUGUAUUACCUACUAAUUAAAAUGAUAUUACAGUAAUAGUAAAGCCCAAAAUAAGAAUGGCUUAAACAAGGUAGAAGAGUAUUUCUGUCUCGCAUGGAAGAAUCUGCAAAUCGCCCUGGCUGGUGUGGAUCAGUGGAUUGAUUGCCGGCCUGUGAACCAAAGGGCCGCCACUUUGGUUCCCAGUCAGGGCACCUGCCUGAGUUGCAGGCCAGGUCCCCAGUAGGGGGCGCGUGAGAGGCAACCACACACUGAUGUUUCUCUCUUUCUCUCUCCCUUCCCCUCUAUCUAAAAAUAAAUAAAUAAAAUCUUUAUUAAAAAGUGUUUUUUUAAAAAAAAGAAGAAUCUGAAAAUAGAGUCCAGAGAUAGAUGGCAGUUCUUUUGGGUUCCUGGAUUCAAUUCUUGUGUGUGUGUGUGUGUGUGUGUGUGUGUGUGUGUGUGUGUGUAGGGAGGGAGUGCUUCCCACAAAAUUCCAAGCAAUUCUCAGACACCAGCAGGAUAUCCAAGAUUUUGACUCAAUUCAACACAAUUCUGA